AUGGCCACCACCACCACCACCGAAACCCUCGCCGGAGAAACCUGUCGGCCCGCCAAAGUCCGGUUGGCCGUGAUCGUGGUCCCGCUCCCGUUGCAGGGCCACCUCAACCAGCUCCUCCACCUCUCCCGCCGCAUCUCGGCCCGCGGCAUCCCAGAGGUUACGUCUGUUUCCGAUAAGAUAGUCAUCAUUUACGACUCGUUGAUGGCCCACGUCGUUCAAGACAUCCGCUCGGUUCCGAACGCCAAGUCCUACUGCUUCGAAAGCAUAUCGGCUUUCGCAUUGUACUCGUACUUUUGGGAGACCUCCGGAAAGCCUGUUUUGCCAGCCGGGGCGGAGGUUGUCGGAGAAGCGGGCCCCACAGAGGGAAGCUACCCGCCGGAGCUUCUUGAAUUCGUGGGUAUGGUGGAUAGCUCCCCGAGUUUCAACUCCGGGGAGAUUCUCCAUGGGCCCGUUUUAUCCGGUCGUGGAAAUAUUCGAGCGAAAUAA
Messenger RNA from Striga hermonthica, 486 nucleotides. The record is from the annotation of a GenBank genome assembly. NCBI's taxonomy places the organism in Eukaryota, Viridiplantae, Streptophyta, Magnoliopsida, Lamiales, Orobanchaceae.